Ochlerotatus camptorhynchus is the source of this 1146-nucleotide messenger RNA. RefSeq lists its product as uncharacterized. Bases 1 to 1146 code for a protein of 381 amino acids. The record is from RefSeq and is a predicted model, not a curated record. The transcript is spliced from 4 exons. NCBI's taxonomy places the organism in Eukaryota, Metazoa, Arthropoda, Insecta, Diptera, Culicidae.
AUGGAAGCGCUUUCAUACUGCAGCAUAAACCUGGAGCUGGAUGCUUCCGAUGCCGAUUAUGCAGCUGAGUUCCUUGACGAAGACGAUCCUAUUGGGAACAUUGAUAAGUUCCCAGACUACGACGAGACAGAACCUGCAGAACCUGAGCAAGAGCCGGAAGCUGACCAUCCUUCAAGUGUUUUGCCGGUACCGAAACGUAAACGAUUGGAGGAAUGUACGUUUCAUUUGAUUAUUUCCUGCUACAAGAAGGAUUUUCGAGGACAACAUCACGACAAAGGUAAAGCGGAUGCGAAGGUGAUUACCAGGGAAUGUCAUGUUUUUGGCAAUUCACCCGAGGAGGUGUUGGAGCAAACUUGGGAGGCUAUUAGGAGUCACACGAGGAGUCACAUUCGCCGGGAGGUAACUGUUUAUGAUGACCAAAGUUUGAAACGAGUUAAGUGGACUGAAGGAGCGGAUCCUGAGGAAGACAUGGAUAAAUUUGUGCUGUUCAAGGACCUUCAACGCAAACGCACAUAUCGAGUAUCUGAUUUGCAGGAAAAACCGGAUGUAAUGAUAAGAUGGAGAUGCAAGGUUAUUGAUGUUUACCUUCAUGUGUAUUCGUUGGCGGUGGCAAAUCCAAAACUGUACGAUCUAGUGCAGCGUGUAGAAGCCCCAGAUGACCCGGACAGAUCAGGAGCAUGCAGUAACAAAUCAUUUCAAGGGUUAAUAAACGAGCUAAAGAGAAUGCAUCCAGAAGUAUCAGCAAAUUCAUUCGUGUGGAACAACUGGGCGGAACAUGUGGAAGCAGCACCGGGAUACAAACGUGACGAUGUGAAGCUGAAUCCACCAGACGACAUUCAAUCGCACUUGAGACCUCCACCGAAUGAUGAUUCAGCAAUUCUGGAAGAAAACCGUCGAGAACUAUUUUUCGCUAAAACUAUAAUUUGUGCCAUGGAAGUUCACAUUCAAGAGCUCAGAGAACAGUCUAUACACCUAACAGCCGCGGCCAAAAAAAUUGAAGAACGGGUAUCGGGAAUGGAAAUACAGCUUAAAAGCUACAACGAAAUGCUGACUUCAAUGCAACGUUCACUUGCACCUGUGGAAAACGAGCUCAGUCGAGCACUGGCGAACUCUGUAACAGCCGCAGAAGAUGUUGAUCAUAUGUGA